AGCGAUCAUCAUUCUAAGAGCGGUCUCCUGGGGCGCGGUCCAAGUAGACACUUGCCGUUUUCGGCCGCAUAAGUAACACACACCGCCUGGGCCACGCUAUUUUGACUGUCUAUCGCUGUAGUAUUCAUUGCUUUUGCUUUUGGUCAACGUAGUUGCUGUGAUCAAGAUGGCUCCGUCCUGCUGGUUUUUUCCGUUUUUUCACUUCUCCUCAGCCACGAGGCCGUUCUCUCUUUUACGUGCUCUUUGCAUCCACUUCGUUCUCGUUCUUGCCACGCCAGCACAGCAAGCCACAGCGGCCCCUAGUACUACAACUGCCACGACUUCCGCCUGUCGGACUCCACUCCGGGAUGGCGUCACGGAGCAAAUUUUGAUUACCGGGGGCACGGGCAUGAUCGGGAGUCAGUUGGUGAAGCACGCCGUAGACAACUGCGAAUUUGGGUCUGCGAAAAAUGUUAUUGUGCUGGCUCGGUGGCGUUCCAACUUGCGGAACCUGAAGGGCUACGUCCACCGCAUACAGCUGGAGUACGGGGACGUGACGGAUUCUUUUUUUGUGACCAACCUGCUGAUAUGCAUUGCAAAGUAUCGUAUUAGUACAAAUUGCAUUACAAAUUUUAUCAGAAAGAAAAUUGAAAUUUGUAAUGCCAAUUCAGGUAAAAAGGUAGGGUUGUCAUGCAAGAUUGCAAUCAGUUUGUUCAGUAGAAGUGCGAUACACGUUUGCACAGGAUAGCCGAAAAAGUUGAAGCCCGACUACGUGUUCCACUUCGCAGCGCAGGCCAUCAACGGCGUCUCCUUUGGGUCCGCCUCCUUGUCUAUGCAUUACAAAAGUAUCGUACUAGUAUGAACUGCAAUACAAAUUUCCUCAGAAAGAGAAUAUAGAAUUUGUAAUGCGGAUUUAACUUGAGAAAGAAAUUUGUAAUGUAUGAAUGGGAUUACUACGAGUACGAAUACGAUACAACUUUUGCACAGGAUAUUGUCUUUGAAUGUGAACAUCAUCGGCACCCUGAAUGUGCUGGAAGCCGUGCGGGUGCUGCAGAACAGCGGCGACGUGUCGAAGGAGAUGCGAAUUCUGGUCGCGGGAUCCUCCGCGGAAUACGGCGCUGCAGCGAUCGAUUGGGAGGGAACGCCUAUACCAGAAACCGCGCACCUGAAACCCUUCACGCCAUAUGGGGUAUUUAGGGCAUUUUUGUCUUUUGUCGAUUUGUGUUUCUGCAAGAGGAACGUGCUUGGGUGCUUUACAGGAUUGCUUCCGACGUACUGUUGUUGUGCACGGUACGUGCUACUGCAAAUUAAGUUGGUGAUAUUGAAGAUGUUGAUUGCUGAUUCAAUCCAUCUCAGGUUUCCAAGGUUGCGCAAGAAAAUCUGGCCAUGAUGUACUAUGUUAGUGAAUAAGUCUUGGAGGACGUCCUGCUUUUUUUCAGCACUCAAAAUUCGGGGUGAUGAACAACUCGUAUUGUUCUCUGCCCUCUUGUAUGACACUGACUGUCUUCUAUGGGGUCGUGGUGGCUUUGUAUGUGCAAGCAUUAAGAUGUAAAAUUUGUUCCUGAUGAUCAUCGUCAUAGAAGAUACAACGUGCAAAAACGCUUAGUUGUUCUCAAGACUGUUUCGCCACCAUACGCGCGCUACAACCUACAAUCUGAAGACGAUCGUGGCCCGGAUCUUUAUCCAGAUGGCCGAGGGCGGCACCGACCAGCUGAGCCUGCAAAAUUUCGCGAAGCAGAUUGCCGAGCUGGAGUCUCAGGCAGAGCGGGAGCGCGAGGAUUUGGAGCAUGCCUGCAAAAUUAAGAAAACGAACAGCAACCAAACCUGCAGCGCAACUUCUAUUCACCCUGAAGCGACAGGAAGAUCUUCAUCCAGCAGUAAUUCAAAUUACACGCUCUACCACGGGGAUCUUUCCACCUCGCGCGACGUCACGGAUGUGGCGGAUUCCGCCCCGGUGUUUCUGAAGUUGUGCCGGAUAGGGAAACCCGGUGAGGCGUAUAACGUCGGGUCGGGCAUUGGGUACACGAUCAAGGACAUGCUGCAACUGCUGACAAAAGAAGCCAAGAUUCCGAUAAAUCUGGAGUUCGACAGGAGCAGGCUGCGGUAUGAGGGUGCACAACCCCCCGUCCCCCUCAUUUGUAUUGCAUGAACAGCAAUACAAACACCAGCACAUCACAUGGAGCCUGCGCAUGGCAAAUCAAUGCGCCUAGUAUGUUGCUGUUUGAGCUUCCGGCUUCUCUCAUGCAAACAGUGCCACAGGGAAGCACUUGGGUUUAGGGUUUUGCAUGACAAACAAGGCCCACCCGAGCGUGGGGACAGGGUCCCCACGCUGGGGCCUUGUGCUCGUCCCUAGUGGCGCUAGUGGGGGAAGGGUGUUCGGCAUCGGGGCGGACAGCGUCCGCCCCUCGCCUCACACCAGGCGCGCGCGUAGUGGCUUAGUGCGCGAAACGCUAGUGGGGGAAGGGUGUUCGGCAUCGGGGCGGACAGCGUCCGCCCCUCGCCUCACACCAGGCGCGCGCGUAUUGGCUCAGUGCGCGAAGCGCUAGUGGAAAAAGGGCGAAUUAGGCGCCCUGCAUUUUGCAAGAAAAAACAAAAAUAGAAGCAGAGUAGACAUCUCUGUGUGGCUGCUGCAAAAAAGUUCUCUAACAUUGAAGCGCAACGCCUUUCCGAUUCCACAGAGCAAAGUAAGCAGCUGUCUCCUGGCCGUGCAUUGCAGAGGAAGCCGCUUUUUAAGAUUUUUGCAUGGCAACGCAAAGACUUCUUUUUUUAUGGAGGCAGGUUGUGUUUUUUUUCAUUUUGUGCGUUGCGUUUUUUUUUUGGCGCUUUUAAUUUAUUUUUCAUUUUCCCCCGUCGGCAUUUGGCGUGUAAAAUAUAUAAAUAUUUGCGCUCAGGCGCUGGUCUCGCCUUUGCUUUACCCUCUCGCCUCGCCUGUCGCGGCCACCUGUCCAGGUCACCUGUCAAGGUCACCUGUCAAGCUCACCUGUCAAGGUCGCCUGUCAAGGUCGCCUGUCAAUGUCACCUGUCAAUGUCACCUGUCAAGGUCACCUGUCGAGGUCACCUGUCCAGGUCACCUGUCGCGGUCACCUGUCAAGGUCACCUGUCGCCGGGGGGUAGGCGGGACCAGAACCCGGAAGUCAAGCAAUGUAAAUAUUAAUGGGGGGGAGGGGGAGUUGUGCACUCUCAUAUGCGCUCGGCCGACGAGAAAACGCUGUUGGCGGACAACUCGAAAUUGCGAAAGCUGACCGGAUGGGUGCCGAAUCCAAAUAUCACGGUGACGGCAAACAACAUACUACAACACUGGAGGGAAGAGGUAGCCAUGAGAAAUGGGCAGUAGUAGUUGCAAACAUGGACAGGAGUAGGAGGAGGGGGACGAGUUUGAGCUGCCACGAGGACCAACUCCAACUCGAAACCCUUGUCAACCCUAAGAAACCUUUGUCACAGCUCCAGGUUCAGGUGCUACUAGUCGUGCAAAUCAACAUGGGACGCAAAUGCAUAGCCGUAAAAAAAACGUCUUCGGGACGAUGAACGGAU
Molecule: messenger RNA, 3510 nt
Organism: Amoebophrya sp. A120
Lineage: Eukaryota; Dinophyceae; Syndiniales; Amoebophryaceae
Source: the annotation of a GenBank genome assembly